Messenger RNA from Aureobasidium pullulans EXF-150, 507 nucleotides. RefSeq lists its product as uncharacterized. The coding region runs from base 1 to 507 and encodes 168 amino acids. NCBI's taxonomy places the organism in Eukaryota, Fungi, Ascomycota, Dothideomycetes, Dothideales, Saccotheciaceae. The transcript has 2 exons. The record is from RefSeq and is a predicted model, not a curated record.
AUGCUAUACCUUCUCCUCUUCACCUCCCUCCUAGCCCUCCUCACCCAAACCCUUGCCCAAAGCCUCAAUGUCUCCACCAUAGCAGUCCAAAACGGCUCUUCCAUCCUCGAAUGCUGGUCGCUCCAAUCCCCGACCACAGGCGCCGGAGCUUCCAACUACCCCCUCGGCAACUUCACAAACGCCUUCAUCGGCGCAAUACCCCCACACACCUACAUCGGUGCCGCAUGGCCGAAAUCAAUUCACAGGUAUUCGAUGAUUCUUCAAGGCCUAGUGCACAUCUCUCUUCCUUCGAGUAAGGAUGAAAUAUACAUUCAACCUGGUCCUUUGAGUUUACUGCUUGUUAUCGACGAAAGAAAUGUUUCCAUCUCGGGGCAUGUUACUGAUUUUCCUGGUUCGGAGACGACCUUGAUUGCGCAGUUUCCUGUGGAGGGUAAUAAGGUGCCCGUGCAUACUGUGUUGCAUGCUGGGCCUUGUGGGCUGGAUGAUGUAAAGGGGUUGAUCGGAUGA